Messenger RNA from Trachymyrmex cornetzi, 423 nucleotides. Its product is annotated as odorant receptor 82a-like. Gene Ontology annotation, biological process: sensory perception of smell; detection of chemical stimulus involved in sensory perception of smell. Bases 1 to 375 code for a protein of 124 amino acids. Lineage: Eukaryota; Metazoa; Arthropoda; Insecta; Hymenoptera; Formicidae. The transcript is spliced from 4 exons. Gene Ontology annotation, molecular function: olfactory receptor activity; odorant binding. The record is from RefSeq and is a predicted model, not a curated record. Gene Ontology annotation, cellular component: plasma membrane.
AUGAUCUUCUUCUUCUUCAGUCUGCUCAUUGUGUGUACUAGUAUCUUCCUAAUAUCAAAGAAGAAACUACUCAGCUUUGAGUUCUUUUCAAUGUUUAUGUAUCUGAACGGAAUGCUGCUUCAACUGUUCUAUUACUGCUGGUACGGAAACGAGCUUGAGUUGAAGAGUAAAGACAUUGCAACAGCUGUUUAUUCCUGUGACUGGACAAUGGUGACACCGCGAGAACGCAGAUCGCUGAUGCUGAUUAUGAUAAGCAGUCAAAAAGGAAUAAUGUUCUCUUAUCAUGGGGUAUUUGCGUUAUCUCUUAAUACUUUUACUUGGAUUUGCAGGACUUCUUAUUCGGCUUAUAACCUCCUGCAGCAAGCAUCGAACUGAUCAACUAUCUCAUUAAAUGUAAUGAAAAAAUAAUAUUUAUUUUGCUCU